CCCCAUGGUUACCAAAGCAAUUACUCUAUUCGGUAUCCAAUAAUCUCCACUGAAUAGCGGAGCUCGCUGAUAACGUUAUUAGAUUAUCUUCUCCGAUAUCACUAUAAAUGAAUACAUAUAAAUCGUACUGUACCUGUUAGUUAGUGCAUUGUGGCUUAGCCAGUUAACCUACAAUUUAGCAGUUAAGGAGUCGGGUGUUUGCUGGCAGCAAUGGCUGAGUUUGGUUUCAAUGAACACCAUCAGAAUGAGGCGAUCAACUACAUGCGCUUUGCACGCUCCAAGAGGGCCAUCAGACUCAAGACCAUUGACUCCUGCUUUGAGGACCUCAAAGACAGCAGGCUAGUGGACGAGACCUUCACGGUGGACGAGGUGCGGGACAUGCUGGACGGGCUGCAGCUAGUGGUGCGAGGAGAGGUGGAGACGGAGCUCAUCAACACGGCCCACACCAACGUGCUGCUGCUCCGGCAGCUCUUCUCUCAGGCCGAGAAGUUCUACCUCCGUCUGCAGACUGACAUCUCGGAGCUGGAGAACAGAGAGUUGUUAGAGCAAGUGGCUGAGUUUGAGAGGACUGAAUUUAAAAACCAAAAUAAGACUAACCAGGAAAUUAGCAGGCCCAAGUUAUCACCCCUGAAUGAAGGUGGGGUAUCUGAACUUCUCAACAAGGAGAUAUCCAGGCUACAAGAGGAAAAGGAUAAGCUCAAGGGCAGGCUCCGAACUUUGGAAACCCAGGCCAUGGGUGCGUUGGAUGAGAAGACAAAGGCGGAGAGGGCUCUCAAAGACCUGCAGAAGGUCCAGGGGGAACAGAAGAUGGCCACCCGUUCUCAGGAGAUCACUAGUCUUGAGGACACGAUGGCAGCGCUGCAGGAGGACUACCAGAAGUCCCUGAGUGUCAACGCUGCCUCUCAGAGAGACCUGCAGGACAACCUGGUCUCUGCCAAACACGACCUGCUCAGGGUACAAGAACAGCUGGCCCUAGCAGAGAAGGAGCUGGAUAGGAAGUUCCAGCAGACGUCUGCCUAACGCAACAUGAAGGAGAUUCUCACCAAGAAGAACGAGCAGAUCAAGGACAUCAGGAAACGCCUUUCAAAGUGAAUACGAGUCAGAUGAAUGAACCCUUUGCCUCACACGACAAGACACAAAAUGGAGGUUAAAGCGCAUGACAAGAAGGUGGAAAUGGCCCAAAUCCAGGGUCUGUCACGGUGGAGAAUGUUUUGGCCCAUUCAUCAUUUAUUCUACCCCACUGCAGGAGUAGGCGGUUGGAAUUAAAAGUGCACUUGAGAAUAUCACAGUUCACCAGUAGUUCAGAACCUUCUAGAAGAAUCGUAUCAUCUCGCUGAUCCAGCAGCUUUUGUAGUCGUUAGGUUUAGGAGAGGAUUGUGGGAGAUUAAGGGUUGGGUGCUAAUCGACAGAGCCUCCUAUGGUCAGUCUCACUGGAGAAGAACCUUGAAUGUCUCUGUCCCUUUGCUUCUAUAUUCUGUCCCAUAUCUAUGAGUUGGAGUCCUAUCUAGUAGCUGAAGUUUGGUAUGUAGUAGUAGGUUUUCCUCACUGCACUAUGCAAGUACUUUCAAGUCCUUGACUCACUGUCUAAAAAGGAGGCCUUCUGAAUAAGGGAGAUAUGCCUGAAGCUUUGCAGCCAUCUAAAUCUGUCUGAUGGUGAUGUGUAAUUUUUUCCAUGACACCAACACAUGAAUUAUUGUCUCUUCUCAAGACAGUACAUUCUUUUUCAUCUAUUUCUUUGUACAUGUAGCUAAGGCAUGACGCAACAUCUAUCUAUAUGUAUUCAGAUGGUGUAAUUCAGAGCUCCAUGAAUAGAGUCAUGGCUAAUGGUACAUAUUAGGAAUCGCAGCAUAGCAUAACAUGAAAACAUAUCUCGAGGGAAGUUAAUGAGGGAAAUGUUUACAUAGUAUGAUUUGACAUGUUUUCUUAAUUUUCUUACCAUCUAUCCUGUUUUAGCAUAUAAAAUAUUUAUUGGAAAGAUCAGAGGUUGGACCUUAGCGAAUGCAAAUAAAUAUUUAUGGAAUAUAAGUUCUACACUGACUGUACAAAACAUUAGGAACACCUUCCUAAUAUUAUGCUGUAACCCCCUUUUGCCCUCAGAACAGACUCAAUUCGUCAGGGCAUGGACUCUACAAGGUGUCGAAAGCAUUCGCAUUGGCCCAUGUUGAGUCCAAUGCGUCCCACAGUUGUGUCAAGUUGGCUAGAUGUCCUUUGGGUGGUGGACCAUUCUUGAUACAAACGGGAGA
This is a messenger RNA of Salvelinus sp. IW2-2015, 2243 nucleotides long. RefSeq names its product leucine zipper transcription factor-like protein 1. Gene Ontology annotation, biological process: negative regulation of protein localization to cilium. Gene Ontology annotation, cellular component: cytoplasm. NCBI's taxonomy places the organism in Eukaryota, Metazoa, Chordata, Actinopteri, Salmoniformes, Salmonidae. The record is from RefSeq and is a predicted model, not a curated record.